GACGCUGCUCGCAACAAGAAGUUCAAGCUCAUCCCGCGCAUUGUCAGGGGCAGCUGGAUCGUGAAGCAGAGCGUGGGCACCACCCCCGUGCUGCUGGGCCAGAAGCUGACCACGCGCUACUUCCGGGGGCCCAACUACUUCGAGGUGGACGUGGACAUCACCAGCAACACUGUGGCCAACAGCGUGACCAGCCUGGUGGUGGGCGCCAUCACCAGCCUGGUGGUGGACCUGGCGCCGCUGGUGGAGGGGCAGGCCGAGGACGAGCUGCCCGAGCGGCUGAUUGGCAGCGUGCGGUUCGAGCACCUCGACCUCAAGACCGCC
This is a messenger RNA of Chlorella variabilis, 321 nucleotides long. RefSeq lists its product as hypothetical. The transcript is spliced from 3 exons. Lineage: Eukaryota; Viridiplantae; Chlorophyta; Trebouxiophyceae; Chlorellales; Chlorellaceae. The record is from RefSeq and is a predicted model, not a curated record. The annotation marks the transcript as partial.